Molecule: messenger RNA, 858 nt
Organism: Vitis vinifera (wine grape)
Lineage: Eukaryota; Viridiplantae; Streptophyta; Magnoliopsida; Vitales; Vitaceae
Product: transcription factor SRM1
Exons: 2
Coding region: 69-743 (224 amino acids)
Molecular function (GO): DNA binding
Source: RefSeq, a predicted model, not a curated record
ACACAUCCCACAUAAGACCAGCACACAAUCACGCGAUCACACGAAAACCGAGCGCAACAAGACUGACGAUGUUUCCAAACGAUUCCUGGAUGAUGAUGGUCAAUCAAUCGCCCUCUCCUUCUUCCUCCUCCUCUUGGUCUCGCCACCAGGACAAGCUCUUCGAGCGAGCUCUGGUCGUCAUCCCUGAGGAAACCCCCGACCGCUGGGACAAAAUCGCUGCUCAAGUCCCCGGCAAGUCAUCCUCUGAGGUCCGCCGCCACUACGAGGACUUGGUUCACGACGUGGCGGAGAUCGACUCCGGCCGAGUGGAGUUGCCGCUGUACGAGGACGAGUCCUGCGGCUCCCCCUGGGCCUCCGACUCACGUGCGGGUCAGGUUUCGUUUUCACCGAGGCCUAGGCAGAGCGAGUCGGAGCGGAAAAAGGGCGUGCCCUGGACAGAGGAAGAACACCGGUUGUUCCUGAUCGGGCUACAAAGGUACGGAAAGGGGGAUUGGCGGAGCAUAUCAAGAAAUGCGGUGGUGUCGAGAACACCCACCCAAGUAGCCAGCCAUGCCCAAAAGUACUUCAUGCGGCUAACCUCCGGCAAAAAAGAUAAGAAAAGAUCAAGCAUCCAUGACAUCACUACUGUGGAUACCUCCAACUCCCUGCCUCACUCUAAUACCCAGACCUGGGUGGGAGAAUCUCUUGCAUCUCAAAUCCCCUACUAUGAAGAAGGACCCCCAAGUUUUGGAUUUUCCAUGUAAAAAAAAGAAAAAAAAAAAAAAAAGGCUAUAACUUAUAUAUGCUUUAUAAUUUGUAUAUGUCGAAAAUCUUGUAACUCUAUCCUAUUUGUAGAAUAUAACUACUGUUGACUGACUA